AAAGAGUGGUUAUCAUUUACAGUGCACAAAGCUGGCCAGAAACCUCUCCAUUCAUUAUGUGGUAGUUUCAAAGGACUGCUUGGGAAAGAAAUAUAGCUGCCUGAUUUUAUAGUGUGAGGGCGUUAAUCUACGCGAGGACAUUCUGUUGAUCAGGGUGGUGCUGGGACAUCUAGCAGGUCGUGUGCGGUGCUAUCGUCCGUCCUCACGGUUGUUCCCUGAACAUGGGGGAGCCACAGAACAAGGUGUUAUCCCGUCCCAUAUUUCGCCGUGAUUUGGGCUGGGAGCCUUUCCCAAACUGGACGCAGCCACACCGCAUCUUCAAUCAGGACUUUGGCCUGCCGCCGCUGCUCGAGCCCAACGACCUGACAUGGAUCGACUGGGCCAAGAGGAGGCUCUCCACUUUCUCCUGGCCCGGGUACACGCAGUCCCCCAUGCUGGCCCCGUUCAACGGCCAGCCUCCACUGCAGAGACAGCUGUCAGGGGGGGUGUCUGAGAUCCAGUCAGGUCAGGAAUGCUGGAGGAUCAGCCUGGAUGUCAAUCAUUUCUCUCCUGAGGAGAUCGCCAUCACAACCAAGAUGGGAUACUUAGAGGUAUCAGGAAAACAUGAAGAAAGACAGGAUCAGCAUGGAUCCGUUUCAAGGAAUUUCACCCGGAAAUAUAAGCUACCACUGGGGGUGGACUUGCAACACAUCAGUUCCCUUCUCUCUGGAGACGGAGUGCUGUCUGUGGAGGCUCCGGUGCCCGGGAUAGCGACCAGUCACCCAACCACGGAGAUAGUCAUUCCCAUACAGACCAGUGAAAGUUGUAGCCAGAAUAUGUAGCUAUAAACCAAGCGCGGAAAGCCAAACACAAAACCCAACUAACAUAGCCGUCCGACAAUACACCACUUAGUGUUGCAUUUUUACUAGAACUUUUGAGUCAAAAUUAACUCCUACUUAAUUAUAAUAACUUGCUCUUGUAUUUCCACACUCUAAUGUUUAUUUCAUACUAGCACCAGUAGUUAUUUGGGCUGUAGGCCUAAUGCUUUAUUUCACAAUGGCAUUGUAAUGCACUUUUUCUCUUUCAUUAAAAUUACAACAUUAAGCCAUAUUGUUUCUUACAAAACUACGAAUGUGUGUUUGAAAAUACGUCCUAUACAAGCUAACCAUCAAAGAUUUCUAACCAUAAACAAUUGUUUAUGGUACAGCUUUAGGUUAGGCCUAGCAAUGGAACCAGUUUGACCCAAGAAUGACUCUUCUGGAUGUUGCGUCCUAAUCUUAUUAAAUUAGAAGAGAUUUGUCAAUGCGAUUGUAUAUAUAAAACACACACGAGUGACUGAUGCACAUAGUCUUAAUGUUAGGCCUCCUGUACAACAUAAUAUUUUGAGAUUUGUAUUGUUUGUGACUUGACGGAAAGAAGGUAUUAUGCAAUUAAAUAAUAAUUAAUUAAUAUGGCUAAGAUAUCUGUUUGGCAGUACCCUGUUCCGAUGAGGAAACAUAUCAUCCCAUGACUUAACUGGGUGUUGUUUACUCUGAGCCGAAAAAAAAGGA
Molecule: messenger RNA, 1529 nt
Organism: Gadus chalcogrammus (walleye pollock)
Lineage: Eukaryota; Metazoa; Chordata; Actinopteri; Gadiformes; Gadidae
Product: heat shock protein beta-1-like
Exons: 3
Coding region: 222-821 (199 amino acids)
Biological process (GO): response to heat; protein refolding
Molecular function (GO): protein folding chaperone
Source: RefSeq, a predicted model, not a curated record